Carassius carassius (crucian carp) is the source of this 1087-nucleotide messenger RNA. It is a transcript of the gene dynll2a, whose product is annotated as dynein, light chain, LC8-type 2a. The transcript is spliced from 3 exons. NCBI's taxonomy places the organism in Eukaryota, Metazoa, Chordata, Actinopteri, Cypriniformes, Cyprinidae. The coding region runs from base 190 to 459 and encodes 89 amino acids. Gene Ontology annotation, molecular function: dynein light intermediate chain binding; dynein intermediate chain binding. Gene Ontology annotation, biological process: cilium assembly; microtubule-based process. The record is from RefSeq and is a predicted model, not a curated record. Gene Ontology annotation, cellular component: cytoplasmic dynein complex.
GCGAGCGCUGUGUAGGACGCGUUGUGGAGAGCCAGGGAUUUUAGCGCGGGCAGCCGAGCACCAGUCGGCGUUUGAUGUGAUCCUUAUGUUCCUCUCAUAGCGUUAAAGGGACAUCCGAAACGACGAAAGCUCGUACGGAGGCUGUUUUCACUCGCAAAUUUCUCUUGCCAGAUAUUGCUGACAGGAACUAUGACCGACAGGAAGGCUGUGAUCAAGAACGCUGACAUGUCUGAAGACAUGCAGCAGGAUGCAGUGGACUGUGCCACGCAGGCCAUGGAGAAAUACAACAUCGAGAAGGACAUAGCCGCAUACAUCAAAAAGGAGUUCGAUAAGAAAUACAAUCCUACAUGGCAUUGCAUUGUGGGAAGGAACUUCGGCAGCUACGUGACCCAUGAGACGAAACACUUCAUCUACUUCUACUUGGGCCAGGUGGCCAUUCUCCUCUUCAAGUCUGGCUGAGUCCAGGCCAAACCAGACCGUAGAAUGUAUCUCCAAUGAAGACUGUGACGCACUGGUGGCUGAUGUCAUCUACGAAUACUAAACAAGACCAUACCAUGAUUAUGCUGUCUGUGCACAACUGCAUGGAUCAUGUCCCAUACCACUUGUGUACAUGUUGCAGUUAAAUUGCUUUUCAUUAGAGGCCCAAGUUUUUGUUCCUGGUCCUUGCAGGAUUUUCCUAGCACAUAUGUUGUAAAAAUUUAAAAACGGGGUCGGGGGGAAAUAUAUACGUAUAAAGUCAGAAAAUGUGAAGCAUUGGUCAGCACUAUAAAUUUCUGCUGUAAAUGGAUAUAUUUUUGGUGACUUAGUGCUGUAAUACAUUGAAUGCCAUGCACUGGAUGUCAUUUUUGGGGUGAAGAAUAGAAGCACAUUUGUUGGUACAGUUUGAUUUAAAGCAUUCUGUUGUUCUAGAACGAGUGUUUGUGUCUGAAUACCUCUGCAGUAAAUGUAUAUUUUCUUUUCUUUUGAUGCUUGAGAGGGAUUGCGUUUGAGAGAACCCGUAUUGACUAUUUGAAAUGUCUGUCUGACUAUACAACGGAUUAGAUGUAAUUUAAGUGCACAUCUAAUAAAGUUCAAAAGCAAAAACGCA